Cannabis sativa is the source of this 402-nucleotide messenger RNA. RefSeq lists its product as uncharacterized. NCBI's taxonomy places the organism in Eukaryota, Viridiplantae, Streptophyta, Magnoliopsida, Rosales, Cannabaceae. The transcript has a single exon. The record is from RefSeq and is a predicted model, not a curated record. Gene Ontology annotation, molecular function: nucleic acid binding; RNA-DNA hybrid ribonuclease activity. Bases 1 to 402 code for a protein of 133 amino acids.
AUGGAUCAUAUUGAGAGGCUUGCUAUGCUUCUUUGGGGAGUUUGGGGAGCUCGUAAUGCUUUGGUUUGGAAUAAUAAGGCUUUGUCGGUAGAGAGAGUGGUGAAUGCUGCAAUUACUUACCUUGAUUCUUGGAAGAAUGCUCAGCUGGAAAGUAGAGUUGUGUUGCCAAUUUCUGGUCUGAAUACUUCCAGGUGUGAGCAAUGGGCUAAACCUUGUUUUGGUGAGAUUAAGGUUAAUUGUGAUGAUGCUGUCUUUGAGGAUGACAAUAGUCUGGGUUUGGGGUGGAUUGUUCGGGAUCAUAAUGGUUUAUUCAUUGAUGCGCUGGCGGUUAAAACAUAUGGUCAACCUGACCCGUUCUUGGCUGAAGCUAUGGCAUUGAAGGAGGCGCUAUCAGUUGGGUGA